Acanthaster planci (crown-of-thorns starfish) is the source of this 4622-nucleotide messenger RNA. RefSeq lists its product as uncharacterized. NCBI's taxonomy places the organism in Eukaryota, Metazoa, Echinodermata, Asteroidea, Valvatida, Acanthasteridae. The record is from RefSeq and is a predicted model, not a curated record.
ACGUGUUGCAUACUUUUGGUGGCGCACUAUCGUGAAUCGCCCGUAGUAUGCAUUCCCACUUGUUUAACUAUAACCCAGGCGGCCGCGGUUCUCAUUGUGAUCACUAGUGUAGUAUGAGUCAUUUCAUCAACGAAAUAUGGGAACAACUAACUUGGAGGAUUUUUUUUCCCGGUUAUUGUUGCAACCGUGAGUAAAAUAUGGGACACAAAUCGAGAUGCAACUAGUAAUCUCAGGGACCAUUCGAUCAAUAGAUUGUAGGGAACAUGCCUGAGUAAGGGCGCCCUCAUACCUCCAUUAUCGGUACACGUCACGGAGGUAAUUAACAUAAAGUUUAUACUUUGGGGCGCUUCCCAGGAACGCAGUGUCAAUGUGGUCUCUUUGCUUUGGGGUCUCGAAUGUAGAACCGGUCUCUCUGCAUUUUGCUUCUAUUAAUUUGCAGGGAGCGUUUCCUUGGCCAUGCUCCUGAGUGUAGGGGAGUGUCAAUGCAAGGAAACCCUAGUAAAUACUUAUCAUUGUAUAAAUAUUUCACACGAUCUUCGGUCGGAGAAAUUGUAAGAUUUACGGGGCUCAACGUGCUUGUUCAUUCGCCCUGGAGCCUUCAGACCCUCCUGGAAUCACGUUCAUCCUACAGCCCCUGUAUGAGCCUUUUCGUCUGAGUUUCCACGUGAAGACCGAGCGCGAUGCCAUGUUAGUCUUGGCGGAAGAAAAGACAGAAGAAUCUUCGUUUGCGUGGAUAACCGUCGGUGGCUUCAAUAUGCACAAGUCAGCCGUAAGAGCCUGCUUUUCGCCCGAUUAUUCAACUAUUUGCGAGCAGCUGCUCGGGGGACGAUCAGUUUACGACCACGAGGAACUUCUCGUCACUGCCGAAGAAAGCCGCCCCUUCUGGGUCGCUUACAAGGACGGCAUAGUGACCGUGGGUAAAGGAGGACACGACCAGGCUUUCUUAGAGUGGAACGCCACAGCAUACCACGGCGACAUAUCAACUCCGGUACACGUCGGUAUAUUUGCCUGGAGAAACGUACCUGGAGAGUGGGUGUUUUACUAAUUCUGUGCCUAAUAAACCGAAGCAAGUGUUGAAGAAGUAAAAAAAUAAAUUUAUUUUUGAAAGGUCUGAGAGUAGAGGUAGCCACUACAGUGUGCAAUUUGAUCUUUUGAAAGAAACCUGGCACUUAAUUGACAAAAUCAAUUAUCUUCAGGCAAACUUGAAUUCUCAGUUCUUAUUGGUCGAUCCAUGGCAACAAACAGUGUGAUAUAUAACCGUAAUGCACGGUUCAUAUCAAACCCUGAGUAAUGAUCUGUUCUAACUCGACACAUUGUGCUAGUUUUACGCUAAAAGCAAACGCACAUAUCUUCAUGACUAUAAAGUCAAAAGUGUCGAGUUUGCUCGUGCUGAUCGUCAUGUGUUUAAAUGCACUAACAAUUCUAACAAUGCCCUUUCUUAGUGUUAACCCUGUUGCAAUUGUUGUUAUUAAAAAUAAGUUGAAACACAAAUAAUUUCCAUGCUCCCUUGAUAAAAUUGCAGAAUUGUGGUACAUCGGUGUUAUUGUUUUGGUUGUGCGCCGUAUGAUAUCUUUUGUCUUCUUUUUUAUGUAAAGCGCGCAUAGGCCCCUUUACCUUCAGUAGUGUGCGUCAAGUUUGCUUGAAGAUAAAUUCGUUAUCACUCUCGUGUGAUAAUUCAUAUUAACAAACAACAAAAACUACAACAUCAGCUUCUGGCAUUAUCAAUGACACCAGUUAAAAAUAACACGAAUCAACACAAAACAGAACAUUUUCCAAAUUUUGAAUUUAAAUGUCCGAUUCUUGAAAUGCCACCUCCAGUCCUGGAUGAACACCAGCUUGAGUCAAUUCAACGACAAAAGAGUCAAAGAGUCGAAUGUAGAAACGUUCUCUCUGCACAGUUUACUUCUAUUAAUUUGCAGGGAGCAUUUCCUUGGCCAUGCUCCUGAGUGUAGGGGAGUGUCAAUGCAAGGAAACCCUAGUAAAUACUUAUCAUUGUAUAAAUAUUUCACACGAUCUUCGGUCGGAGAAAUUGUAAGAUUUACGGGGCUCAACGUGCUUGUUCAUUCGCCCUGGAGCCUUCAGACCCUCCUGGAAUCACGUUCAUCCUGCAGCCCCUGUACGAGUCUUUUCGUCUGGAUUUCCACGUGAAGACCAGGCGCGAUGCCAUUUUAGUCUUGGCGAAAGAGAUGACAGAGGAAUCUUCGUUUGCGUGGAUAAUUUCGAUGGCGUCACGUUGAUUUACCACUGGCCGCACCCUCCUGAUGAUUUUCAUGCUUGUCGACGUUGUCCAAGGAGCCAUUCGGCAAGGAAGCGCUGGUUCUGCGGCAGUUUCAGGCAAGAUGGAACCGACCCCGUCUGUUCUGUUGCUAUUCCUUACUGCUUUGUUUAAUUCACAAGCAAAUGUUACUUUCGCUGAGAGUAAAAUGAGGACACUGCAUUUCGGUGAUGUAUCCCCGGCUGGUCCUGAUGACACGUUCGACAGGCGUGUCUGGUUGAAAGCAGCCAUGCCAAAGAGAGAGGAUCGGUGCAUCAAGAUGGCUGAGCACAAAGAACCGGAACCAAGUGGAAACACGGUGUGCGGGGUGAUGUUUGAGCAGUCUGGCCCGAUAUGGCAUCCCGCUGCAGGUCAUUUUGACUCGCCCGUCCAACGACUGGAGUUCAGCGUUCAACCAGUUAAUGGUGAUCCGGUCAUUGUGCAUCUGUAUGAUGUGAACAGUAAUGACCUCUACCGACUCGUACUCGCCCAGCAGUACUGUACCAUCAGCCGUCGGUACGAACCGUUGGACUCUGCAAUGACCAAGGGACUUGACCUUCGCGGUGUUAGUCGUUUCUGGCUGGCCCAUACGGACACCGAGGUGCAGGUAGGCCAGGCUGGCGGCAGUGCGCCCAUUGUGCGUAUACCCGAUGCAGAUCCCUCCCAGCAUGCCGUUCGACGCAUUAAGUUUUUGAUCUCGGCUUACAAGGAGUGGCAUAUCUACGCGCCCUGCCUUGAUGACUAAACUGGUAAUAGCAGACACGAGACGCGCCUCUCGUCAAGAUACAAAAGAUGAAUUUCCAAUUUUUCUUUGUGUGAUUGGCCUGGUGUUCAAAACCCAAACUUGAAUUCAAACCUAACCACCACCGCCGAAAAGAGUUAACUACAUUGAAUAUAAAAUACUUAUAUACCAAGAAACAAAGGACGACGGAAAAGCAUAAACAAAGUAGCAAAACACCCUGACAAGCACUCCACUGGACAACCGGCCAAACUAAAAUCUUUACUGUGGUUUUGGAAGUGUAGUGUUAAAACAGUUAGUGAAUUGAACAUGAUAUGUAACUAGAUCAGAAUAUAUAAAAUAUUUAAAGAGCAUUGUAAAAAGAGGCAAAUUGAUUUCAACUCCAACGGCGUCACCUUGAGUUCACAUGUUUACUUGAUAUUAUUGUUGGUGUGGUUAAUGUUACCAUUCGGAUUUUUUGUGCGUGAAAAACUGGACCUGUACGAACGGUUGGAAAAGGCCAAAAUAGCCAGGACAGACACCGCAAUAUGACUGGGUCAAACCAAGGCAGGGUAAAAAACGCAUUUAUCGCAUACAUUUGAUCAAUUUCUGGCUCAUUUUAACCUAUAAACAAAAAGUUCAUGUUGCCCACUAUUUUGGCACAACCCAGUUCACUGGGUGUACUAUGCACCCUCACUUGUUAAUUCUAUAACCCAGACAUUUUUAAUGCGGUGAUCAUUGUGCAGUGGAAUAAUUCUGUCCUGGAAAUUUGGGAGGAAUAAUUCUGUCCUGGAAAUUUGGGAGGGGGAAUGGCGAAAGGUAGAGGGAUGACUUGCCCGGCCAUGGAAAUUUGAAAAGCGAGGGGGUGACAUCAUAUACACUGUACGGGGGUGGUGUUCAUGGUAAAGAUACCACACUUAUAUAGCGCCCUCAUCCAAAAAGGCUGUAAGGCGCUCUACAAUAUAAAACAAUAAAAAUAAUAGAUAUAUUAAUAUGUUAAGAAUACAAUACAGUUAAAAUAAUACAUAAAAAUACAUGCGUAUCUGUAAUGUGUAUGAAAUUGAUGCAGAAUCUUACAUCGGAAUGGCAUAUUAACAUUUGCCUUAUCUUUUCAGUGAUAUUGCAAACAUUGUAGUCGUCUGGAAAUCCUGUACUUUAAAUCCGCUUUAUUAUUUUUUGCUCAUCACAAAAAGUGGCGGGGAUGAUUCAACAGUUUAAAAAGUGUGUGUCUGUGUGGGAGGGUAUACCCCUCAUCACCGGGAUUUACGCCCAUGUCAUUGUGAUGUAAAUUAUUUCAUCAAAGAAAAUUGGUAAUAGCUGAAUUCCCCAGCUGUCGUUGCAGCCUUGAGUAAAACGUUGGAAGUAAGUCGUAACUGGAUAAUUCGCAAACUGAGGCUGAGUUCGGGCAGCUUGUUCUCGUAUGCUCACGAAUUGUUGUUCGUGGGUCUGCCGCUCGGAAGCCAGGGAAUGUUCAACCGGUUAUCGCUGGUAUGGUGGCAAGUAACAUGGCGGCUUCCAUGUACGUUCUUUGAGGGUUAAGUUUUGGAUAACUGAGCUGAAGUCUAUUUAUAAAGGAACAUUCGUUUCCAUGUUAUGGAAAAUUAUUUCUGUUAAUUUUGCAAAACUUCCCAUUGUCUCCGGCUUUGUAAG